Contarinia nasturtii (swede midge) is the source of this 5920-nucleotide messenger RNA. RefSeq names its product proton channel OtopLc (gene OtopLc). Gene Ontology annotation, molecular function: proton channel activity. Lineage: Eukaryota; Metazoa; Arthropoda; Insecta; Diptera; Cecidomyiidae. The record is from RefSeq and is a predicted model, not a curated record. Gene Ontology annotation, cellular component: membrane. The transcript has 13 exons. The coding region runs from base 2156 to 4897 and encodes 913 amino acids. Gene Ontology annotation, biological process: proton transmembrane transport.
CAGAGUAAAAUAUGGCAUCAUCGUUGUUUGUGUAGCGGCAACUGAAUUCAGAACCAUUUAUUCAGACGAAAAGUGUGGUCGUGCGAUAAAGGAUCAGCAAGAGAAGAAGAGAAAAAGACGACGUUGAAGUGAACGGAACACCUUGAUUACGGACAACGACAUCAAACGAUUCAUUUUUCCGGGUUGUCGUGCGAUUUUCGAACUUAGGAAGCAAUUUUCUGCAAGUGCAUAAACAAUAAAAAAAAGAACUCACAGUGCUUGAUUUGAUGCUUUGUUUUAAUUGAGUUGUGUGUGGGCGUGUGUUUACGUUUUCUGUUAACCACAACUAUAUAGUCAAAUGAAUAGUUGUGCCUGCAGGAACUGUUGAUUAAGCUCAUAUAUAUAUUUUUCCUUCUUCGUUUAAAGUACAAAACUUUUUCAAACCCUCAAGGGUAUUUAUAGUUGCAUUUCGAUCGUGAUGCCUGUUUUUCACAAAUCAUUGUUACAAAAAAAGUUGAUGAAAGAACUAUUUAGCUAUUGAAUUUGCAUGGUCAUUUGCCAUUGAAGCUGUGAACAAAAAAAUAUCCGGCGACAUAGUGGUGGAAAAAAGUUCUGCACAGCAGCAAGAAAAAAAAAGUAAACCAGAUACGAUUUUUUAGCUUUGAAAUGUACUUAAAUUGAACAAAGUGAAUAUCGAUCGAUGAAAGUUUAAUUGCGACAACCGAUAAUUCACGCGGAUAAAUCAUUGAGUGUCAUCAAGUGAUUUGGAUACUGAUAAAAUUUAAGAUAAGAGGUUCUCAUUGAAAUUCAUUAAGAUUGAUUGAAAUGAUUUGAAAAUAUAUGAGAAUCACGUUGAUUUGAUUACCGUAUAUCUCAUUGCCUGGAUCAUGAUGAUGACGAUGACUAUGAGUGCACAUGACCGAGUUCUAUCUACGCUAAUCGGCUGAAAUGUGUUUGCAUUAACGAUUUAGGCAACUAAAAUGAUUAACAUUGCUGCUUGUACUCGGUCAAUCAUUUCAUUCAAUGCGGCUCGCAAAUAAAGUUCACAGACAAAUGCAAAAAAAAAUCGUACGAAACAAGUCAAAAACAAUUGAUACAAAUGAUUUUGCUCUCUAGCAUAUGUGUGAUUUUUUUUUAAAAGUUCUGAUCAAUGUUAAGUGAGCAAACACAGAUGAUUGAGAGGAAGAGAAAAAGUCAAUCCACACACAUACACAUACACAAAUAUACACUCGUUAAAACGCGUUCACGGUUUUAAAAUGCGACCAAUAUUAAUAAUGAUAACAACAACAGCGACAACAUAUAAACGGCUUUUGUAUACUAAAACUUAUUUCUAAGUGAAUGGUUUUGAGUGCGCUUCAAUGCGAUGGUGCGAUGGCCACUGAUUAACCGUAAUCAGCAAAUUGUGAAAAAUUAGGGGAAAUAAUACAUAGUUGAACUAACUUCCGUCGGUUGUGAAGCGGAAUAAAAAAAAAAUUAUAACGAAUUAGCAUUACGAUAGAAUUGGAAAAAGUUAUUGAACAGCGACAGUGCCAUUCAAUCUAUAGAUUGUGAUUCGGUCCAGUUGGACAAAAUCAGUUGCUUUGCUACCAUAGUCCAGGCACCGUGUCUGAACAUGAAACGAUAAAACCCAAAAUAAUCAAGUUCAUAAAUUUGUAUCCACAUAAAAUUUUAAUCGUAGUGUACCACAUGAAUUCGAAUCACGAUAAAAUGCUGUUCACGCAACAGCCGACAAACAAUAAUAAUACAUUUUCAAUGUGAUUUAGUAAAGAAAUUGUGAUUUAAAUAAACAUUUUCUUAGCAUUUGUAUUGCCGUCCGCCUUUUCUCUUUCCCCCUUUCUCUGUCGCGUUAUAAGUGUGUUUAAACUCGUGCCAUCAAAACACUCACACCAAACCAUCGCAUUCGAUCUAAAUGGGAUUCGAAAAUCGAUAAAUUCAUCGAAAGUACUUUCGAACCGAGAAGAGUGAGCAAGUGAGUGAGAAGUGAGCUUUGGAGUUCGAAAACCAAGUGUCCCUUUUGUGAAUCGGUCAAAUAAAAAAUUAAUCGAGCGAAACGGCAAGCGGUUAAGUUAGUGCGUGUAUGUGUGCAUGUGUGCGUGAGAGUUUCAUAUUCAAAAUAAAAUUUAUAGAAAUCGUGUUUGCAAGAGUUUCUAUUUGUGUGCUUCGCCUAAUUUAAAACAUGGAUAGUUCACCAGAUUUAUCGUUGAAGCUGCGUCGAGGUUCAAAUGAUUCACGAGAUUCAUACUAUAUGGAUUUCGCACAGGGGAUCGAUUCAGAUAUUGAAGAAGUCGCAACAGUUACUGCCGCACCUGGAAAUGUGGAAAUUACAAGUGAUUCAAGCGAUUCACAAGCACUUGUCGUGCUACCGGUGCCGGCAACAGAUCUUAGCGAGAGUGUUAAUAAAAUCGAACUGGAGUCAGUUGAUGAACCCCUGCCACCGGCACCACCAACACCUCCACCUGAAUUAGAAUCAAUACCAUCAUCAAUGAUGUCAAGUAUUCCCACAAGCAUUUUACCUCCAACAAAUUUAACCAAUUUAACGGACACAAGUACGACUGAUGAAGAGGACAUUUCGCAAAUAACACCAUUGCCAAUGCCCAUUUUACCAUCGCUCAAAACUGAUACACUACAAAUGCUGCCAACCAAAAUACCAUUGGUCGAUGACGAUGAAGGUGCUUUAAUGGAAAUUCAACCGCCACCAAUAAAAAUGCCAUCAUCACCAACUCUAUCAACUACAGCGGUCGUUUCACCUGAAACAAUGUCGUCGCAUCAUUCGUCGCCAGCAAAAACAUCGCGAAUUUGCUAUCAACCGCCACCACAUCACCUGCAACAUCAAGUGAUUGACGAGACAAUUGGCUCAAAAAUUCCAUUAUCAAUUUCAACUCAUCAUCAAUUGGCUGCGAUUGGUACACCCGUCGAUCACCCACACUCUUCAAUCAGCGGCAUUUCUGGAAUGCACAGCGAUUAUGGUUUGGAUCGUCAGCAAGUGUGUCAAAGUUCAGUAACAACACAAACAUCACCGACAGCUGCUCAUCAUUUGGCAUUGUUAUAUCAUUCAUCGCAUCACCACCAUCAUCAUCAUUCGGUGCAUCCUCAAUUGCCUGCUAGUAUACGUCGACCAUCAUCGCGUUUGCCACCUGCGGUCUAUACACGGCCACCAGAAAUUAAAGCAUAUCAAAUGUUUGCAACGACACUGUCAGCUCUUUACGGGAAGUUAAUCGUUGUCAUGGGCAUCGCAUUUCCAAUGGCCGAAGUCAUUUCCAGUUAUAUUCCACCAUCAUUUUAUGAGGGCUUCUACUUGUAUUUAUACGUAGGCAGUAUGUUAUUUUUAUUUUUUAUGUAUGCAACAAUCAUUUGGGGACGACCAAAAUCUAUUAAAGUAAAAAGAGAAGAAAAACGUGACUCAGAAAGUGUUUCGAGCGAAUUGCACAGUUCAGAUGAAUCAGAUACUGAAAGUGGAUCAUCCCAUAACCAUAGAAAAGCAAAACGAAAUGUCAUUCUUUCGCCCAGACGACCAUCUGUGCUAGCCGGAAUUGGUCGCCACCACUAUGGUAGCUUCUAUUUACGAAUGGGAGCAGUUGCGUUUGGCAUUGGCAGCAUGAUCUAUUCGGGCUUGGAGUUUGGCCAAUAUUUUGAACUUGAACGUAACACCAAAUGUCAUAAUUUUUUGCUUGCAUUGACACCAGCAACACGAAUGGCAUUCAUUUUUAUUCAAAUGUAUUUCAUUUUCUUAAACAACGAGCAAAUGAAAGUUUAUCGACAUAAAAUUAUUGCGCGAUUCGGUUUGAUGCACAUGAUUGGCACCAAUUUAUCCGUUUGGCUUAGCGUUUUAAUUCAAGAAACCAAACAUGAAAUCCUUACCUUCUACGAUCCCGAAAAUCGAACAUUACGUAUAUCACAUCGAAUAGGCAAUAAAUUAGGUCUACAUUUGGGACAUCAAUUAGGCCAUUCAAUUAACGAUCAUUCACUGCACGAUAUGACAACAGCUCAUCUUCGUAUACCACGCGGUUUGAAGGGGCCGCAUCACAUUUUCGAAUGUCGAAGAACAAAUAUUAUUGGAACAUUGGUUCAAGAUGCUUCUCCGUUUCUUUUCCCGUGCACAAUCGAAUAUUCAUUGAUUUGUGCAGCCAUUUUGUAUGUAAUGUGGCGCGGAAUAUGUCGACCACAGCCCGAGCCAGAUGUUCGAGUUACCGAAGGUCUUUCGCCAUGUAAACGCUCACCACAUCAUUAUUCAGUCGAUUGUGCUCGUGCACACAAGGGCUUAUUCAUUGGCAUUUUGAUUCUAGUUUUGACGAUCAUUUCUUUGAUUCUUUUCUUUGUUUUAAUUUCGCGACCUGAAUUCGUUCAAGUUGCGGUGACUGAAGUUACCAUUUGUGAAUUAACACUCUAUGGAACGGCAACAUUGGCAACGUUAAUUGGCAUGUUUCAAAUAAGGCAUUUGCAAUACGAUUCAUUGAGACACUUUACAUUGGAUGACAUUCUCUUAGUUGGAGGACAAACGGGCUUAUUCUUAUACAGCAUAUUUUCAGUGAUUGGUGGUCAUUUUACGAUGCGAAAAGAAAAUACAAUUCUCGUACUUAUCACGUCGCUUGCAUCAAUUGUUCAAACGGCUUGUCAAACGAUGUUCAUUUUGGAUGCAAGUCGACGAAAUGCCGCAACCGCCGAACAUAUGCGCAAGAAGCCUGGUCGUGAGAUCGUGACAUUUUUACUCGUGGCAAACUUAGCGAUGUGGGCGAUCAGUACAUUGGAAAAAUCUCGUGCAGAAAGCCACCCGAUACAAUUGAAUUUCUAUGGUCUAUGGGCUUGGACGAUAAUCACUCAUGUUUCGAUGCCGUUGGCCAUAUUCUAUCGAUUCCAUUCGACAGUUUGCUUAUGUGAAAUCUGGAAGCGUGCAUAUAAAAUGAAGCCAACUUAUAUGUGAGUAAAGACGGCACAUUGUUACGUUGUGUAUAAUGCAGGCACGACAACAACCACAACGAAAACGACAAGAAAUUGAAAUCAUCACCGUUAACGAACGAAAUCGAUAAAUUUUCAAUGAUUUAGCGCGAUUCGAUUUUUUAUUCAUGUUUAAAUUGUUGCCAAAUUUCAUUUUUUUCUUUUUUCAUUUUAACAUAUUUUAUGUGGUUGAGUUAUUGCAAAUUACUGUUAAGUGUUGAAGAGUCUCCAUGCUAAUUUGCUUUCAUUCUUUCGUCGAAUGGCAUUGAUUUUUAAGCUGUUUUAAGAAUGAUAAAGGAAUUAAAAUUACGCAUAAAAUAUUUAUAUAAAUGUAGUAAGCUAAUACUCAGAUAUCAAAGUGAUUUCUUUUCUCCGAAACCAAUAUCAAAUCCUGUUUACAUCCAUGUAUACCGUGUCAUUUCACUCAUCAAUCACUUAUAUAUUCAUCGACAUUUUUAUUAAAACCAUAUAUUGCUCAAUAAUAACGGAUCAAGAACAUGAACUCUUGGGAACAAACAAAAAACCACAAAUCUCAACUUAUAUAUUUAUGAAAUAUAUGUAUCGGAAUGUAGGCCAGUUAGGAUUUACAAACUUUUGGCACAUAAACCACCGAUAUUACACAAUAACUCAUUAGAGGCCAAUAAAAAAGAAGACUUGACAUUAUAAAAUACAAUCAUUUAAAGUUUAGAAGCAAAACAAAUACAAAAUUAUGAACCAUAAGAUGCUUUUUUAUAAUUGGACAUAUUACCAUUUUUUUUAUCAAGCCAAAUUUUUAAUUGAUUGGAAAACGUCGCUGAAAACAGUGAAGAAAAAGUAAAGAAUUAAUUCGGAUCAAUGUAUCGUGGUCAAGGCGGUCCACAAAUAGUGGUCAAGCCGCAAUACAUUUUGUCAGACUUGAGACUUAUAUUUUGAGUCUUUUAACGAUUGAAUUGAUAUGUCAUUUAAAACAUUUUUAUGUAUUUUUCAUUGUAUAAAUAUUUAAUUGAAAUAAACUAAAAACACGAACACA